Lycium barbarum (goji berry) is the source of this 735-nucleotide messenger RNA. RefSeq names its product protein RESPONSE TO LOW SULFUR 3-like. The record is from RefSeq and is a predicted model, not a curated record. Gene Ontology annotation, biological process: cellular oxidant detoxification. The transcript has a single exon. Lineage: Eukaryota; Viridiplantae; Streptophyta; Magnoliopsida; Solanales; Solanaceae. Bases 119 to 454 code for a protein of 111 amino acids.
UCAACAAUAUUCAUCACAAUCACAAAUCAACCGCACUUGCAUUUCUGUUUCUAUUGGCUGAGCAUUAUUAGUACUACUUUUUCGUUUCCACUAUUUUCUCAACUUAAUUUCCUUCAACAUGUUUACCACCAUUGCUGUCCCUUCCGCCCAUAAAAAUCCCCAUCACCAUGAUAGUGAGGUGCUAAAAAGAAGAAAUGAGGAAUUAGAGAAGGAAUUAAAAAAGAGUAUUGAGAGAGAAGAAAAAAUGAGAGAGGAAUUGAAUAAGAUAUGGGAGAGGCUAAGGGUUGCUGAGGAAGCUGAGGAGCGGCUUUGCUCUCAGCUUGGUGAAUUUGAAGCUGAGGCUGUUGAUCAGGCUCGGACCUACCGAACCCGAAUAAUCAGUUUAAUGGAUCAGCUUUCCUUGGCCCAAAAACUUAUUCAAACAUCUUCAAUUACCCUUCCCAAUUCCCAAUGAUCUUUCUGAAAAUUUGGUGUUUUGGGUGUUUCUUCUUCAUUGAUUUUUUUUUCUUUUUCCGAUUGACAUAAAUAGUUUUUUUUUCGGUUGAUGUUUGAUACUAAUUUGGCUGUUGUGUGUUGGUGGCGGCCGGUUUAUUGCGGGGUUGGUUUUGUUUGAUUUAUGUAAAUGACGAGAGGAAAGAUUAGGAACUCAGAGUGGUGUAUGUGUUGACCUUUUGUUUCUGCCUUCAAGUUCUCUUUGGAGGUGUAAUGGAAAAUUUGUGUGUACAUUUAAAUUAA